This is a messenger RNA of Coprinopsis cinerea okayama7#130, 1437 nucleotides long. RefSeq lists its product as hypothetical. The transcript is spliced from 3 exons. Gene Ontology annotation, molecular function: heme binding; oxidoreductase activity, acting on paired donors, with incorporation or reduction of molecular oxygen; steroid hydroxylase activity. The record is from RefSeq and is a predicted model, not a curated record. The coding region runs from base 1 to 1437 and encodes 478 amino acids. NCBI's taxonomy places the organism in Eukaryota, Fungi, Basidiomycota, Agaricomycetes, Agaricales, Psathyrellaceae.
AUGGCCACCUGGGACGAACUUCUACCCGUGAGCCCAGCGAGCUUAGCUGCCGUGAUCGCUGUGGUGGGGGCUUCACUCUUUUACUGUCGUACCAAUAGACGCAACAAAACCGACAAUAUUCCAACGCUGCCGACGUGGUUUCCGUGGAUCGGUAUCGAUAACGCCUUACGCCUGUUCUUUAACCCCACAUCCUUCCUGGAGGAAAUGAGAAAACAACAUGGGCCAUUAUUCCAGUUCACAGUCCUUGCGUCUAGGAUAAUAGUGCUACAACAUCCGUAUAAUCUGCGUGCCCUCGAGCGCCAGUCCCGAGCGCUUUCGGAACAUCUUCCCAUUGAAGUCGUGGCUAAGGCCUCCUCCGAACUCCCCAACCCCAAUCGCAUCACCAAUGCAAUAAUGACCACACUAUCGCGGAUUGUAGAAAAGGAGUUCUCGUCGGGACGAAUGAAGGUCACUGGACUACGGUCACGGUUUCACGAGGCACUCGGGAAGGAAAUGGAUCGACUGGUUCAAGCGCCCAACAUUAACACGCAAAUACCGUUAUGCGAAUUCAUUCGUGAAACCAUUUAUCGCGCAAGUUGCGUCGUUGUAUUCGGCCCCUCGUUUCCCAUUCAGACCUAUGCCGACUUCAAGUCCACAGGGGGUCAACUUGACUUCCUCUCGACGUGGGCUUCUCGCAUGCCUUGGUCUAAAGCAGGUGGAGCCCGGCGUAGGGUCAUCGAGGCCAUCGCGGAAUACGUCCGUCCAUGGUGGGAAUCGAGCGGAAUGUCCAACGAACGGCAGAUCAGUGACUUCAUGGUGGAAAGUCUCACAGCAAUGAGGGAGUGUGGGCUGUCCCUCCAAGAAUCAGCCAGCGCCAUCCUUUGCUACCUAUGGGGAUUCCACAACAACCUGUGGUUUCAUCUCUAUUGGACGUUCGUUCACAUCCUCGCGGACAAUGAAACCCUUACGGCAGUCGAAAUUGAGGCCAGAGAUUCGGGGAACCUGGGCAGGAGGUCCUUAAUCCAAUCUGCCAUAUGGGAGGCGAUGAGGUGGCCGUAUCUUCCACAACAGGUGCGCCGUGCCAGCGAGGAUCUCAACGUGUGUUUGGAAGGGAUAUAUUACUGGAUCCCAAAGGGCACCUGGAUCCUCAGCAAAUCGUUCAAUCACGAUUCAAGAGUCUAUGAAGACCCCUUUGAGUUCAAGGUGGACAGAUUCUACAACAACCCCUCCUUACCCAAGCCAAAAGGCUUUGGGGAUGGCGUCCAUACUUGCAAGGGAAUGCACUUCGCUCUGCAUGAGAUGGAAGAUCAUAUCGUCACGUCCUUUCGCAAAUUUGAUAUUAAACUGUUAAAGCGGAGCAGGGGUGACAGAACCAUUCCGCAAAGCGAGGCCAACGCCAUCCUCCCCGACAUCAGCAAGUUCGAGGAUUUUACAUUAGAGCUUCAUCCAAGAGCUUGA